AUGGGCUCAAUCGAUGAUACCAUCAACGCCGACGCUUCGUCCGCCCCGAACGGCAGCCUCAACGGCACCCAUAAACCAGGACAUGAUAUUCCCGUCCCUCCCGUAACAGAGAUCCUGGCCUCAUUUGUCGCCGACGCCCCCUCGCAUAUAGCAGAGUACCUCACGCCGCAAGUGCGCUCGCGGCUCAAGGAAUACAUCCUCGACUACAUCGGGGUGACGCUCGCGGCGACGCAAUCAUGCGACUCGACGCCGGCGUUUCUCGCCGCGGUGAAGGCUCUAGGCGGCCACAGCAGCAGCAGCACGGGACCAGACGCGUGCACGGUGCUGGGGGUCGGCAAGUCGUACACGCCGCAGUACGCGGGCCUGUUGAACGCGGCGCUGGGCCACUCGCUCGACUUUGACGACACGUACGCCAAGGGUACGCUGCACGCGGGCGUGACGGCCAUUGCGGCGGCGUUCGCGCAGGCGGAGUCGUCGGGCAGCACGUCACCAUCACCGCCGUCGAUGGACCUCGUCCUCGUGGCCAUCGCGACAGGCUACGAAAUCACAUGCCGGCUGGGAGCGGUGUUGGGACCCGAAGCCUACGCGCGCGGCUUCCACAACACGAGCACGGCGGGCAUUUUCGGCGCCGUGGCCACGUUGGCCGUGCUCAAACGCCUGUCCCCCGCGGUGGUGUCCAAUGCCUUCGGCCUCGCGGGUAGCAAGGCCGCCGGGUCGAUGCAAUACCUGGCCAACGGCAGCUGGAACAAACGUCUGCACCCGGGCUUCGCCGUGCACGACGCCUUUGUGUGCGUCGCGCUCGCCGAGGCCGGCGUGCUGGGCGCGGCCCACAUCCUCGAGGGACCCAUGGGCUUUCUGCACGCGUACACGUCCAAACCCACCAUCGCCGCCGCGGACCUGGCGUGGCUGACGCACGACCUGGGCGUGAGGUGGGAGUUCCUCGCCACGAGCCUCAAACCAUUUCCCGCGUGCCGCAUGACGCACGGCUUCAUCGAACAUGCCGCCACCUUGGGCGUGGCCGCGGGCCGGGUGCGCUCGGCGGCGGACGUGCGGCGCAUCACCCUCAGUCUGAGUCCGUCGAACGUGCUCGUCGUCGGCGUGCGCUCGCCCAACAAGCUGCAUCCGGGGAACAUGGUCGACGCGCAGUUCAGCGCGUACUUCACCACGGCCAACUCGUUCUUGUACGGCGCCGACGACGCCCGCGGCGUGCAGUGUUAUCGCCCGGACCGGCUGGCGGACCGCGACAUCUGGGCGCUGAGCGAGAAGAUCGUCUGCGUCGGCGACGAGCGCAUCACCCAGUUUGGAUCGCGCAUCAAGGUCGAGUAUGCGGAUGGGCAGGUCAGGGAGGUCGACAUCCCCGUGCCGCUGGGCGAGGUCGGUCGGCCGUUUGGACGCGAGCUGGUCGAGCGCAAGUUUCGGGGCUUGGUCGAGCCCGUGGUCGGCCGGGAGAGGGCCAGCACGAUUGUAGGAGCCGUGGAUGAGUUGGAGCGGUGUACUGUCGGCGAGGUAUUGGGGAUGCUGUGUUAG
Messenger RNA from Cladophialophora carrionii CBS 160.54, 1527 nucleotides. RefSeq lists its product as uncharacterized. The transcript has a single exon. Lineage: Eukaryota; Fungi; Ascomycota; Eurotiomycetes; Chaetothyriales; Herpotrichiellaceae. Bases 1 to 1527 code for a protein of 508 amino acids. Gene Ontology annotation, molecular function: lyase activity. The record is from RefSeq and is a predicted model, not a curated record.